AUCAUAUAUACAAUCACACAUUACAUAUACAUAAACAUAACAUCCCAUAAAAAUCUUUCAAAAAAAAUUAAGAAAAAAAUGGAGAGUAGAAGAAUAAGCAUGGCAUUAUUUGUGGUAAUUGCAAUAAUGGUGACAAUACUACUAACAAUUACACCUUCAUCUGCACAAGAUGGAAGUGAGAAUUUGGGGUGUUGGACCAACAUUACUAAUUGCAUGGGUACUCAAGAAAUCAUACAAUGUUGUCCGAUCAUUCAACAAGCAAUUGACGACGAAAGAAAUUGCUUUUGUUUGAUGAGAGAAACUGUCGAUCAAAAUGCAACUAUCGCCUCAUCUUUCGCUACCAUCUUUUCCUUUUGUUCCAUUUCUGAUUCUUUUCAGACCUUAUGCCCGUCUGGUUCCGGAUCAAGCUCACCUCCAGCAGAAGAACCUUCGGCCCCAGUGGAAGAACCUUCGGCCCCGGUAGAAGAACCCUCGACCCCAGUGGAAGAGCCCUCGGCCCCAGAAGAAGAACCUUCUGCUGCAGUAGAAGAGCCCUCUUCACCACCAAGUGAUGAAGGAAAUUGUUGGUCAAGGAUCACAAGUUGUACCGAAACAAAUUCAGAAACUGAUAUAUUACAAUGCUGCCCCGUCGUCAGAAAGGAAAUAGCAGAUGAAAAAGAGUGCUUUUGUUCUGCUACAGAUGAGGUUAAUGCUCAAGAUCAGGCUGAUAUCGACGCCUUCUCACAGUUUUUGACACUUUGCAAAAUCCCCGGCACUUUUGACACAUUAUGCCCUGCCGGUGCGAAUAACAGUACCGGCAGAGGGCGGAGCAGAAGCAGGAGCACAAGUAUAAGUGGUAGUAACAAGAAAGUUGCAUAUUCAGUUGGAUUACUUCUUAGUUCAUUACUCUUGAUAAAUUUUUUGGGAUGAAUGUCUUAUUAGGAUAUCUAUGAAUUCAUGCAUAUUGCAUGAUUUGUGUAAUUUCAUGAAUUUUAAUUUGUGUAUCGAAUGUUGUUUAAUUUUUAAUAACACUUCCAAUUUGUUGUGAACAAA
This is a messenger RNA of Spinacia oleracea (spinach), 1032 nucleotides long. RefSeq lists its product as uncharacterized. The coding region runs from base 79 to 909 and encodes 276 amino acids. NCBI's taxonomy places the organism in Eukaryota, Viridiplantae, Streptophyta, Magnoliopsida, Caryophyllales, Amaranthaceae. The record is from RefSeq and is a predicted model, not a curated record. The transcript is spliced from 3 exons.